Molecule: messenger RNA, 2535 nt
Organism: Trichoderma aggressivum f. europaeum
Lineage: Eukaryota; Fungi; Ascomycota; Sordariomycetes; Hypocreales; Hypocreaceae
Exons: 1
Coding region: 1-2535 (844 amino acids)
Biological process (GO): interstrand cross-link repair; double-strand break repair via nonhomologous end joining
Molecular function (GO): damaged DNA binding; 5'-3' DNA exonuclease activity
Source: RefSeq, a predicted model, not a curated record
AUGGUCACCUCUACAAAGAUCAACCGGGUGAAUACGCCGAAGAAGGCAGCCGCAGUUUCAAGCUUCAAUAAGAAACCUGCCAAGCCCAACGCCAGCAUUCUAAACUUUUUCCAAAAAACGGCAAAACCAGAAGAUUCGCUCUUUGUCGGCGCGGUACCUGCGGAAACGGCCGACAAGGAUGACUUAUAUGGCCGUGACGAUGGAAAUCGAUUCAAUGAGGUUGAAGCUCCGAAUAAGAAGAGGAGGGUGAGCAAAGAAUCCGUUCAGCCAGCGGCGGGGAAGCAAUCGGCGGAUGCAUUAGAAGCAUCUCCUCUAGGUGACCCAAUAAAGCCGAUAAACCCUGAAAACGGGGACGAGCCAAAGAAACCUAGGCCUCGGAUCAAGACGCCCUUUGUCAUGGAUUCUGAUAGCGAAGAUGACGACGUUGACGAUCACGACGACAACAAUUCCAAGCCCAUCACACCGCCGCAGGGCAAGAAUGCCAACACUGCUGCUCCAUCACCUCCAUCCGCUCAGCCGGAACCAUCGAGUGAGACCGCGGAAGCCAAAGAUGCCAAUGUCAAGUAUGAACCGCCGCCGCUUCUCGAGCAAGAAACCUCGACCGACAUUCAAUUUAACCAACUGGGGGACUUCGCUGACUUGGACGAUUUCGACGUAGACGAGUUUGAAGGUGAAGAGAUGCGGGAAAUGCGCUUCAUGCGAGAGCAGGCCCGGCUUGAAGCCCAAGAGACCGGAGCUCCUGGCGACGACCUCGACGACCUUUUGGAUAAUCACGCCAUGGUAGAAAACUGUCCACUCUGUGGCGGCAGCUUGCUCGGCAUAUCUCCAGACGAAGCUACGCGACAUGUCAAUUCAUGCCUCGAUGGCAAUCCCAUUCCGCUACCUACGAAAGAAGACGCCGCGUCCAAGGAUGUUGCUGAAGUGGAGGCCAUGGAAAUCAGCAAAAGAUUUGCUCGAGCUGCCGUCCCUAGACCUGGUCAAGCAAAUCCUUUCGAGAUCAAUACUGAGAAAACGGCCAAAAGUGCUUUUUCUAAGCUAAUGUCUGGCAAUGCGGAAGAUUCGGCUUGGGCUACGGCGGCGGCGGCAGAAACUGCGUCUCGGGGCCGGCCUGCAUACGAACGGACAUGUCCAUUUUAUAAAAUCAUGCCGGGAUUCUCAAUAUGCGUCGACGCAUUUCGCUACGGUGCUGUUGAGGGAUGCCAGGCGUACUUCUUGAGUCACUUCCACAGCGACCACUACAUCGGCCUUACCGCAAACUGGCGACACGGCCCAAUCUAUUGCAGCAAGGUAACCGGCAGCUUGGUCAAACAACAGCUCCGAACUGCAGCCAAAUGGGUCGUCGAACUGGAAUUCGAGAAACCCUAUGACGUUCCCGGGACUGAAGGCGCAACCGUCACCAUGAUGCCUGCCAAUCAUUGCCCAGGGAGCUCUCUAUUUCUCUUCCAAAAACCGUUUGGCAACGGGCCGAACAAGCGAAUAAAGAGAGUAUUGCAUUGCGGCGAUUUUCGGGCUUGCCCGGAGCACGUACAACACCCCUUACUCAGACCCGAUGUAAUAGAUUCAAUAUCAGGUAAAUCAAGACAGCAGCGGAUUGACAUUUGCUAUCUCGAUACGACGUAUUUAAAUCCACGAUACUCUUUCCCUCCUCAGGGAGACGUCAUUCAAGCCUGCGCAGACCUGUGCGGGUCCAUGUCGGCUGAUCCCAACUGCGCCGAUGAUGUCUGGCAGAGGUCUGAGAAAUCUGCCGGGACAGGGACCAUGAGCAAAUACUUUCAAAGCGACAAACCGUCAGAAUAUGACGCUGGAUCGAAGGCCAAGUCCAGGCCCAAACAGCGCCUUCUGGUGAUAUGCGGUACUUAUUCCAUCGGCAAGGAGAGAAUUUGCGUAGCCAUAGCCAAAGCCCUUGGCUCCAAGAUUUUUGCAUCCCCAGCGAAAAUAAAGAUAUGCAAGCAGCUCGAUGAUCCAGAAUUGACCUCGCUGCUGACGUCUGAUCCUGUCGAAGCCCAAGUUCAUAUGCAAAUGCUCAUGGAGAUCCGCGCAGAAACGUUGCAAGAAUAUCUAGACAGCUACAGGCCACAUUUCAGCCGCAUUGUUGGCUUCCGCCCCAGCGGCUGGAACUUUCGGCCUGGAAACGGCAAGGCUAUCGGGGCCAAUACACCUCCAAGUAGCAUAUCAACCCAGCAGCUUCUUCAUGGGAAAUGCUGGAGGACAAGAUUCGGAGUGAAGGACCUUGUGGCUCAGAGGGGUAGCACGAAGGAGGCCAUGUGCUUCGGCGUUCCCUAUUCCGAGCAUAGCAGUUUUCGGGAGCUGGCCAUGUUUGUCAUGAGUUUACGCAUUGAUAAAGUUAUACCCACUGUCAAUGUCGGCAGCGAUCAGUCGAGAAAGAGGAUGAAGGGUUGGAUCGAUAGAUGGAUGACUGAGAGGAGAAAGGGAGGACUGGUGAGACCGUUGAUCGAGGGAGAAGACGACGAGCACAAGAAUGAUUCCCAGCUGUGGCAAGGCAAAGCCGGCGAAGGGGGUGGAGCUUGGUGGUAA